UAAUAUAUUUUUUUUCAGAUAAAAAUGUGAAGAAAACACUCAGAAAGAAAAAAAUGGUUCCUGCAGAGGCUGAUCUGGUAACAUGUAGUUCUGAUCUACCCUGUACAGAUCUAUAUACGUACUGUGAUACAUUUCUAUCCCGUUGUCAAUCCUGCUCCCAGCUUUGUAAAGAUAACUUUAGCGAGUGUCAUCAAAAAUGUGAAGGAUUUCUCCAAAGUAUGCUUUUUAGAGAACAGAUAGCAAAAGAUGAUUUAUACACCCUUACAGUUCUUGUUGCAAUAUCUAUUGGUUUAACCAGCAUUGUUCUUCUGUUCCUAUGCUUACUCGUAUACUUCAAGCUAAGUAAGAAGAGAAAAAUCCUGAAAAACAUCUUCCCUGCAAUUUACACUGUAAACCAGGGAAAAUGUGACGUUGGAAUAAAAAUGGUGAAAGAAAAAAACAAAUCUAAGAUAUCUCCUGAAAAUGGUGGACACAUGACAACAGAUAUGUCCCCGGCAGUGCUCAGAACUGGACUGAGCCUUCAGACUGUGUCUACGCAGUUGUCUGAGGAAAGCCAUCCGUACAAUUCUACGCAGUCAUCAGCUGUAAACUCAGCUGUUGCAUAUGGAAGACGACUAAACUCAUCAAACAACAGACAGACUAAGAGGUUACCGUCUGAGGACUGUGCACCCGGUGGAAAGUGUAAUCUAGGUUUAGAGGAAGGUUCCGACUCCCACAGUCAAGUAGUCUAGGCUUAUGUACAGUGUACACUGUACAUUUAUUUAGGGCAAUUUCCCAGAAUUGCGCCAAAAUAUAGAUCAGCUGAUGUAAUGGCGGAAAUCUUGAAGAAAUGCAUGAAUUAACAACAUGUGACGCCUGUGGUCUUGCCAGGGAUGAGAAAGCGUCCAAUUGAGUCCUUCAGUGUAUUUAAAAACCCUAACUUUGUUCGAGAGCUUUCCGAAAGAAUUUCUUAUUCUGAAUUACAAAAAUUGUUCAUAAAUACUAACAGAAUAUUAGAUUUUGUAACCGUUUUUGUAAUGUUUAAAAAUUCUGUUCAAAAUUAAAAAGUUUUUUUUUAUAUGCUCUUUACAAAUAAGGGAUUUUUUUCUUAUAUUGAAAGAAUAAAAUUGUUUGUUAAACUACAGGUAUACAAAAACAUUCCAUGUAAUUAGUUGUAUAUAAUAUAUUAUACGUACAUAA
Eurytemora carolleeae is the source of this 1179-nucleotide messenger RNA. RefSeq lists its product as uncharacterized. The transcript has 8 exons. The coding region runs from base 54 to 731 and encodes 225 amino acids. The record is from RefSeq and is a predicted model, not a curated record. NCBI's taxonomy places the organism in Eukaryota, Metazoa, Arthropoda, Copepoda, Calanoida, Temoridae.